UGGGGUGUGGUUGAAGAAAGAAUUCAGAGUGGAAAGAGAGAAAGAUGGGAGAAAAUGGUGAGGAAGAGAGCAUGGAGAGGGUGUUGAAGUACCAUCCCAAUUGCCCUGGUUGCAAGGUUGAUCUCUACAAAAACUCAAACAAAGGUUAUCCCUUUCGAGAACUGACUUUCAUAUGGAUCGUUGUUCUCUCUUGUGCUCUGCCAAUUGUUUCUCUCUUCCCUUAUCUCUAUUUUAUGAUUAGAGAUUUGAACAUUGCUAAAAGAGAGGAGGAUAUUGGAUACUAUGCUGGUUUUGUUGGUGCUUCCUACAUGCUUGGGCGAGCUUUGGUUUCUAUUUUCUGGGGAAGAAUGGCCGAUCGUUAUGGUAGAAAACCUGUCAUAAUAAUAGGACUUGCUACAGUGGUUAUUUUUAAUACUCUAUUUGGACUUAAUCUAAGCUAUUGGAUGGCCAUCACUACAAGAUUUCUUCUUGGAUGUUUUAGUGGUGCACUUGUAGCAAUAAGGGCAUAUGCAACUGAAAUAUUUAGAGAAGAACACCAAGCUUUAGGAUUAUCAACGGUUAUGACAGCAUGGGGAAUUGGGCUGAUCAUUGGCCCAGCAAUAGGAGGCUUUUUAGUCCAGCCUGCAGAAAAAUAUCCGAAUAUAUUUUCAAAAAAUUCAUUCCUCGGGAGGUUUCCUUAUUUCUUGCCAUGCUUUUGUAUAUCGUCUAUGGCAUUCGUAGUGCUUAUUGUUUCUUUCUGGUGUCCGGAAACAUUGCACAACCACAACAAAUCAAAUAGUGAAUCAAUAGAAAGUUUGGAAACACCCUUAUUAUUAGAUGGGAAUAGUGGAAAUGGAAAGAAAAGUAGUAAUAAAAGCCUUUUAAAGAAUUGGCCCCUUAUGUCUGCGAUCAUUGCUUACUGUGUUUUCUGCCUUCAUGACAUGGCAUAUUCCGAGAUUUUCUCAUUAUGGGCAGUGAGUCCCAAAAAAUUUGGGGGUUUGAGUUAUUCAACCGAACAAAUUGGUGAAGUUCUUGCAAUUUCAGGUUUUUCUAUGAUUAUCUCCCAGACAUUUUUAUACCCGUACCUGGCAAAGCUUAUGGGAACGAUAUUGGUUUCUCGCGUUGCAGGGAUUUUAUCCAUUCCUCUGCUGGCCAGUUAUCCCUUUCUAAUAGCAUUCUCAGGGGUCACUCUUUGGAUACUCUUAAAUGUGUCAUCACUAUUGAAGAAUGCUCUAUCUCUACUCAUUUGCACUUCCUUGACCAUAAUGCAAAAUAGAGCUGUGGAUCAAGAUCAAAGAGGUGCUGCUAAUGGCAUUGCAAUGACUACAAUGUCUCUUGCUAAAGCAAUUGGUCCAUCUAUAGGUGGUGUAAUGAUUUCUUGGGCACAAACCCGUCUUGGUGCCUCCAUUCUUCCGGGUAUGCAGAUGGUUUUCUUUAUCUUAAAUGUGAUCGAGCUGAUUGGAGUGUUUAUGACGUUCAAACCAUUCUUAACAAUGCCAUAAUUGAGAACCAAAUGAAAUAUUAUUGUCUAUUUGCAUACAUACAGUAACAUAAAUCCAUAUUGUUUAUGGAUUUUUUUUGUUUGUGCUAGUUUGCUUUGUAUUGUAAGAUAGAGCGCAUUUUCAUAUAUUAAUAUUGAUUGUAAAACUUUGCUGAAUGAAACUUCCAUAUUUUGCCUCAAAA
Molecule: messenger RNA, 1662 nt
Organism: Humulus lupulus (European hop)
Lineage: Eukaryota; Viridiplantae; Streptophyta; Magnoliopsida; Rosales; Cannabaceae
Product: protein ZINC INDUCED FACILITATOR 1-like
Exons: 17
Coding region: 45-1481 (478 amino acids)
Biological process (GO): regulation of stomatal closure; transmembrane transport
Cellular component (GO): plant-type vacuole membrane; plasma membrane
Molecular function (GO): solute:potassium antiporter activity
Source: RefSeq, a predicted model, not a curated record